AUGACUCUUCACGUCUCGUCUGGCGGAUUGGUCUCUUCCUCGACGCUUCGGGUGCGAAUACUCUCCCUUCAGCAGAGUCAGACCCUGUCCUGCUGUAUGGUUGUCAAUGUCGUGGAUCAUUUCAACCCACAGUUCCCCCCUGGGGUUGCGUUCCUGAAGCUCUUCGACAGGCGCUUCGCGGAAGAGCUUCGAACCUCCAAUGCCAUGGACCCAUGGACGGAGCGAGCCGAGGAUCUCUACAUUGAGUCUGUUCAGUCCGGUCGAGCCCGCUUGUUUCUGGAUUUACUCCAGAGCGAGAACGGUUUUAAGGAGACCGAACACGAGUGGACUGAGGCAGACAUGGAGUCAUUUGUGGCCAACGAACUCCGGGAGCUAUACGAUACCGAGGUGGCGACCUACAACGCACUGGAGCCAUACCAGGGUAACCUGAUUCCCCGCCUCCUUGCGACAGUCAACCUUGAUAUCACACCAACCCAUUUCCAUUCUCCUCAGCCGACGGAUGAUCACUUCCUGGUCAAGGGGCUCCUCCUCCAGUACAUCCCCGGCUUCACCCUACAGAACUUGGCGAAAUUCGCUCCGCGGGGUGCAUGGCAGAACAUCGUCGAUCAGGCUCUCAACGCCGUUCAUAUGCUGCACAACAACAACAUCCUGAACAAGGACGUGCGCCUGCCCAACUUCAUGGUCAGCCCCUUAGUCAACGGCGGGUAUCAGGUCUACAUGAUCGACUUUGGAUUAUGUAUCCUACGGCGAGCGGACCAUUCUGACCGUGAAUGGGGGCAGCUGAAAGUCUACUUUGACGAAGAGGGCUGCGUCGGGUUGAAGAUGGGGAAGAAGUUGGCAGAGAAGGGGUUUGCUCUCCAGUACCAAAAUUCUGGAAAGUAUCUCCAGUGGGCGUAA
This is a messenger RNA of Phialemonium atrogriseum, 897 nucleotides long. RefSeq lists its product as uncharacterized. The record is from RefSeq and is a predicted model, not a curated record. The coding region runs from base 1 to 897 and encodes 298 amino acids. The transcript has a single exon. NCBI's taxonomy places the organism in Eukaryota, Fungi, Ascomycota, Sordariomycetes, Cephalothecales, Cephalothecaceae.